GUCGAUGUCACUAGUCCGCGCCAUUUGGUUUCCAUAGUAACGGGUCGCCUCGGAAAGAAGCCCGGGGACGCGAAGUGUGCGUUUCCAUGGCGAAAGGGAAAGGCAAAACCAAAGGCUCAAAGGGAGGGAGGGCAAAGAAGGGCGGCAGCCGAGGCAGUAAGUCGGAAUCGAAGAGUUUGGAGAAGGAGCCCGAGGCCCUCAGGGCGAGAGCUGCGGCGGCGCUAUGGGAGGCCAGGCUGGAGGUGACGGAGGUCUCCCGCAAAGAGUACCGCGAUGCCGCCCGGCGCCUGGCUCGCAACAACGAGGAGCUGGAGCUGCAGCAGCGAAAGCUGGAGAAAGACACGGUGGAGGUGAUCAGCUUCCUCAAGAGGCAGGAUUUCGAGAAGGAUGAGCUGCUUGAGAAAAUGAAGCAGCAGAUGAAUGAGUUAAAGCAGCAAGCCAAAGAAGAAAAUGAAAAAGUGGCUGAGCAGUUCACCAAACAGCUGGAAGAGAUGGAGGAGAAAUUCCAGAAAAAGGCUAAAGAAAUUGGUCUUAUUCAGAUUGAACUGAAAAUGAUAAAGGAAUUUCGUAAAGAGAAAGCAAGCAUGGAGAAAGAACUUGAAGAUCUGAAAGACAACUUGGCUUACACAAAAAAAGAACAUCAGGAGACAAUGUGCAGGUUGGAAAGAAAGUUUCUUGAAGAAAAGCAACGAUUGGAAAGAGAAGCAGAGAAGAAAAUCAUAAUGCUGGCAGAAAGGGCCCACCAUGAAGCCAUCAUGAAGUUGAACAAAGCAGGAAGAGCAGUUUUUGCAGAGAACAUUCGUCUUCAUGAGGCUCUCUCAAAUCAUAUGAAGGAAACAGAAGAAUUACAAAAAUCCAAGGAAAAAUUGGAAGAGAAAAAUGCUUUUCUCUUGCUAGAGACGGAAACAAAAGAAAUUUUAAUUCAGGAGAAGAUCCAGCAAAGUACCAAACAUAAAGCACAGAUUCAGGAGCUGGAAGACAAGGUGAAAAAACUGGAAAUUGCUCUUUGUCACAUGGCCACAGAAUUUAAAGCAGAAAUUAAAAAGACUCAACAUACAGCUUUGGUAAAGAACCGGGCCGGUUAUAUAGAAAUUGAGAAGCUGCAGCAGCUGUUGGAGAUAAAAGGGAGAGAGAUGUGCAGAGUGAAGAAACUGGCCAGAAAUAUUUUGGACGAAAGGACUGAGGUGGAAAGAUUCUUUUUGGAUGCUCUGGAACAGGUGAAACAGGAGAUCAUGACCAGCAGGAAGUGCUAUAAGCAGGUAGCCCAAGCUGCUUAUCAGAGGAAAAUGAUGGCAGCAUUUGCAGGGAAAGACGAAUACCCUAAAAUCAGAACCUUUAAUGACAACAUCCACAGCACAAAUAGCGUGCACAAGGACCUUCAGGAAGCAGAGAAAUGGACCAAUAUCCAGAAGGGAAAAGUAGACAUUUCUGAAUUGACCUGGGAGCAGAAGGAGAGUGUGCUGCGGUUACUUUUUGCAAAGAUGAAUGGCCUGCGUAGCCGGAAACAUAGUCAAGCUUUGGUUCCUGUAGCCUCGUUUACCACUACCAAAAGCAAAUCUAGGUCAGCUGAUGCUAUUCCCAGCUCAACUUUCAUUACUCAGCAGGCUCCAAUGACUGAGUCAACCACACAUAAAACAAACCUUCCAGAUAUUCAGAUUAUACCACCCCUGCUAGAGUAGGGUGGCUUUGACUUAAACAGUUGACAUCAUGAAAGCUUUCUCCCCGUGCCUUCCUCCCAGGACUUCACAUCCAUAAAGAUAAUGAUGCUGCAACUAUGAAACUGCAUAUUUAUUUUUUUCAUGUCAACAUGGAACAUAAAUUUGAAGUUUAAUGGAAAUUAUUUCCGUGACACAGAGCUCAGUUUUUUUUUAAGAGUUUGUAUUCAAUGACUGUGAUUCCAAAAUAAAAUUUCGGCAAAAUA
Messenger RNA from Sphaerodactylus townsendi, 1921 nucleotides. RefSeq names its product basal body orientation factor 1 (gene BBOF1). Lineage: Eukaryota; Metazoa; Chordata; Lepidosauria; Squamata; Sphaerodactylidae. The record is from RefSeq and is a predicted model, not a curated record. Bases 87 to 1679 code for a protein of 530 amino acids. The transcript is spliced from 11 exons.